AUGACUGAUGUCAAAGUCGCUGUCUACAAGCCCACCGAGAAGGGAAAACUAUGUCACUGGGCCAUUUGGUUGACGACAUCCCAGCCGGACGAAUCCAUAAUCUUCCAAAUUACUGACAACAUGUAUGGCUAUGGCUAUCGUCUUGCCGACCCCAUUUACACAAAUCCUUUCCACACAGAAAAGUUCUCGAGUUAUUUCCAUUGUGGUUCCAUUCGUCAAGAGAAUCUUGAUUGCGCAGUGGAUGCGAUCAUGAAUUACCCAGUGCACAAUCGAAUGGCGACGUGGAAUUGCCAGUCGUGGGUCUUGGAGUGUUUGGAUAUGUUGGCUCGGAUUGGAGCCAUGGAUUGUCUUUCUCAGGGAAGACAUCUUUUGGAGACACUGCGGGAGUAG
This is a messenger RNA of Penicillium longicatenatum, 390 nucleotides long. RefSeq lists its product as uncharacterized. Bases 1 to 390 code for a protein of 129 amino acids. NCBI's taxonomy places the organism in Eukaryota, Fungi, Ascomycota, Eurotiomycetes, Eurotiales, Aspergillaceae. The transcript has a single exon. The record is from RefSeq and is a predicted model, not a curated record.